AUGCGUAUUUAUUGGGGUGGUAAAGUAGCUCAAUUAUACGCAUACGAUGGAAGACAAGUCGAACUUCGUUUUCACAAAUAUUUAGAAAAUUUAGUAAGUCAUCUUCAAAUCACUGAAAAUUACAUAACUGAUAAAAUCAAUAAAUUAAAUCAAACUAAUAACCAAUUACAAGAAACAAUUAAUAAAUCUGAUAAUAAAAUUAAAGAAUUGGAAAAACAAAACAUAAACACCAAUAAUCAAUUAAACGAAUUAAAUAAUAAAAAUAACCAAUUAAAUCAAACCAAUAAUCAAUUAAAUCAAACUAUUAUCAAUUUAAAUGAAAAAAAUAAAGAAUUAGAAAAAACAAACAUAUCUAUUAAUAAUGAAUUGCAAGAAAGAAUUAACAAUCUAAAUUUAUUGAAAGAAGAAUUUGAUUCGUUCAAGAAAUCGAUCGAGGAGCAAAAAAAGAUCGAUACUUUGGUAACAGAAAUAUGCACGAUGCUAAGCAUAGAUUCAGAUAAUAAUUUAUUAAAGAUAUACAAUACUUUA
This is a messenger RNA of Dentiscutata erythropus, 528 nucleotides long. NCBI's taxonomy places the organism in Eukaryota, Fungi, Glomeromycota, Glomeromycetes, Diversisporales, Gigasporaceae. The record is from the annotation of a GenBank genome assembly.